Messenger RNA from Neopsephotus bourkii (Bourke's parrot), 3984 nucleotides. It is a transcript of the gene ANKRD55, whose product is annotated as ankyrin repeat domain 55. Bases 392 to 2362 code for a protein of 656 amino acids. Gene Ontology annotation, molecular function: protein binding. Lineage: Eukaryota; Metazoa; Chordata; Aves; Psittaciformes; Psittacidae. The transcript is spliced from 11 exons. The record is from RefSeq and is a predicted model, not a curated record.
UGUCUGACAGCCCAGUCCCACUCACCCUCUGAGGCUUGUUUUCUACGGGCAGAGCUCUGCUGCUGAGGCUGGGUAGCUGCAGCAUCUCUCAGAGCUGCUCAUAGGCAGUUUCACUCACUGAAGCUAAGACGUUUUUCAGAAGCUCAGUUAAGCUUCCAGGGAUCUCAUUUGAAGAGGGUGCAUAGCAAACAGAAUAUACCAUUCCCAUUAGGAUAGUGAUAAUGUCCUCGCUUUGACAACAAUCUUCAGCGGUAAAGCAAGUUCAAUUCUCUCACAAGAAGACUGGCGACAGCUACCGUUGCAUUAUUUACUAUUAUAUAUGGGAUGCUUCCCUGAAAACCCUGGAGAUGUCAUUUGUGUGGUCUGGUUGUAAAUAAUGAGAUAGACCACAAUGGAUUUCAGUACCUCAUCAGUGUUUGAUCAGCACAGAGGUGAUACAGCAGAAGAGGGGGACUUGUCUCUGGUUUACCAAGCAGCAGCUAGUGGCGACGUGAGCACACUAACUGCAGUGAUUCGAGAAGAUCCUUCCAUCCUGGAGUCCUGCGACAGUGAGGGUUGCACACCUUUGCUGCAUGCUGUGUCAGGACGCCAGGUUGAUACAGUGAAGCUUCUGUUGAAGAUGGGAGCCAAUAUUAAUACUCAAGAUGCUUGUGGACGUACCAGUUUAUGUCUGGCAACUUAUCUGGGCUGGCUGGAAGGCUGUAUCAGCCUGAUCAGAAAUGGUGCUAAGCAGAACAUACCUGACAAAAACGGGAGGUUGCCACUGCAUGCUGCUACUGCAGAGCCUGACGUGAGGCUUCUGAACGUGCUUCUGCAGAAGUCAAAUCUUCAUGAAAUUAAUCAUCAGGACAAUGAGGGAAUGACUUCACUUCACUGGGCUGCUUUCCACAACAGGCCCCAGCACACGCAGACUCUGCUGCACAGGGGAGCAGACCUCACUCUCGUGGACAAAGACCUCAAAACAGCUUUGCAUUGGGCGGUACAGAGUGGCAACAGGGUUCUGUGUUCCAUCAUUCUAGACCACUACCAGGGACCAUCAAUAAUAAACUACGAUGAUGAGAAUGGCAAAACAUGUAUGCACAUUGCUGCUGCUUCAGGCUACAGUGAUAUUAUUAGUGAGCUGGCUAAAGUCCCGGGGUGCAACCUGCAGGCCCUUGAUGUGGAUGAAAGGACGCCUUUGCACUGGGCUGCAGCAGCAGGGAAAGCUGACUGUGUGCAGACACUGCUAGAGCUGGGGAUAGAUAGCGACCCUCGAGACAUCAAUGAAAACACUCCUCUGACAUAUGCAAUGUACUGUGGGCAUACAGCAUGCAUCAAUCUGCUGUCUCAGGAGAGCAGUAGAUCUGAGCCAGUUCAACAGUUUCCCUCCCAGAACAACAGACCCCCAAAGAAAGAAGAACGAUUCAGUAUACUGAACCACAUCUUCUCUUUCAAAAAGAAUAAAAACGAUCAAAAAAACAGUCAGAAGGAGAAAAGCAGAGACCGAAAUCCCAGAGAAGAGAGGUCAGACGUAGAUGACAUCAUCACCACUUUUGAUUGCAUUAUGGACACAAACUGCAAAGAUAAGCGUGUGACCACAAUUGGCUUUAAAAGAAGGAGCACAGACACUAAGUACCUCAUACCAGAAAAGAAGCAGCCAGAGUGUCAGGGACUUCUGCCCAUCAGAACCCAGAGCCUUCCCCCCAUCACUGUGGGCAAUUCCUUCCUAACUGCUUCCCGGAACAUGUCAACCUUCUCCUCCAGCACCAGCACCCACCAAUUUGCACACAAGUCUCUGAAGAGGCAGAGUGAACACAACUUGCUGGACCCCAGAAGCAGCUGCCAGGCUUUGUUGGGUGAUCCCUGUAACACAGGCUCCAAUCAGCUAUUCUCCUACACAGCCAGCACUAGAACUCCUUCAGACAAACUGAUAAAUGGCUUAAACUCUGAUAGAUCUCACCAUGUGCGUUUGUGCCCUCCCCACCUUCCCUCACUUCCCAGUUCUUCAUCAGGUAAAAAUUUUCAACAGUUUUUCACAGAUCAACCCAAAAUACAAAAUAAUACCCCUGUACAGAACAGCCUAGCUCCCAUGCCCAACCACUGUGCUCACAAAUUUCAGCUACCAUCUAAGGGUGCUAAGAAUUUUAAGUCACUGCCUUUAAAUUCCCCAAGGACUGGUGCAGUUAUUCUCCCACCAGCCCCAGCCUCCAAAUCCCAUAAAAGGGGACAUUCUGAGAAUCAUUUGCUCUAUUCCAUCUUGCCUGGUGUGUCAGGAGAGCCUCUGAAACCAAGCUGUGUCCUACCUGCUAUCCCAAGCCAGAAGAGAUCUAACCCUGCAGAAGACCUUAAGAAAUCUCUCACCAAACCAGAUGCUGAAAAUUAACUCAUUACACUAGCCUCAAUCAGUUGAAAUAUACCUAAGAGCUUGCUACAAGAUAACCAUAUAGUAAAAUCUCAUUAAUUUGCACUGGAGUGUAAAUGAACAAAACCCAAGAAAGGGUAGCACAUCACAAAAGCUGCACUGUGUAUUUAUAUAGGCAUUUUUAUUGUAGUUUUCAUUUAUGAAAAUUACUAAAUCGAUAUUUAAUGUGCUGUAAAUCUAUUUUGCGAAUGGAAUCCUCAUAACACGCAGUCUUGUUGCAGCAAUGUGCUGUUAAGUCUUUCAUAGAAAACAGAAUCAAAGAGUAAGAUUUUCUGCAUGAGCUAAAAGCUGAAAGCAGGGAAACAAGCUGACAGGGGUUCUCUGUAGUUUGUAAAUGCAAAGGUGCUGAUUCUGAGGCUGUGUGCCACCAAAAACCUCUUUUUAAAAUUAUAAGAUCCAAAUAAAAUGUAGUCUUAGAAAAUAAGGGGGUUUGGUUCUUUGUUUUUCACGUAUUUUCUACAUUGUAAGCUUGUGGGUUUUGAGACUUCAACAAGCUAAAUAAGUACAAUGAAAUGCUAACCCCUUUGGGACAGACAGGGCUGUAGCACGCCCUUCAUUGCACUGACAGAUUUAUGUCUCUUUCAUUUGAUUCUUCACAUUCCUCAGUGACAAAAAUGCAAUUAUGCAUUGUUAUUUUCAUAAAACAAGGAUUUCACAGUCCUGAGUUAUUCGGCAUUAUUACAUCCCUUUGAUCACUGAACUGAAGAAGGAAAUCUGUAUCUAGACUGCUGUUCAUUCAAAACCCUUGGCAAGUGCUGUAAGCCUUUGACUAAACAUUUCACAAGACUGUCCUUUCCUAGAGGCCAACAAAGAUGCCAACCUCUAUUUGCUUCAGAAUGCUUACCUAAAUCUUGCUGCUAUUACUCUGGAGACUUUCCCACUUCUUAUUACAGAGGGGCUGUGGGCAUUACCUUGGAUGGCGGAAAAGGGAGGAUCGUCCCCUUUCAUAACACAUUCUGUAUCCCCAUUUCUAGUAAAUCUGUCCUGCAUUAGGUCUUCAGCAGCAGCUCUUUCAACCAAGAUAUAACAUUUCUGUUUAUCUCUAGAUAACUUUUUAUUAGCCGCCCAUUUAUUUUGCUGUGUCACAGCAAAAGCCAAACCUGACAUGAAAGAGAAGAUAAUCAUGUCCCAGUAGCUGAAGUUCCAGUUUCCUUGUGGCAAUGACUGUAAAUAGAAGGAUGGCUAGUGGCUGUUACAGACAGUACCAGAAAGAAAAAAGCAGAGCACAACAACAGCUGCUCUGAUGCAACACAUGGAAGAGGGAACUUUUGCACAAAAAUAAAAGAAUAUUUUAUUUUUAAACAUCUAAUCCAAAUGUAAGGGUAUAAAGCCCAAUUCAACAAGUGAUGUAAUCCUCUAGCUUCUUGCUGAAAUCUGUGAGAGGAAAAAGCUCACGUGCUUGGGCCUGACAGGCAACCUAGUCCCUAAGGCUGCACAGAAAAAAUAUUGUACAAAAGGAGCAUUCUCUGCUAGGGAAAAACCAAUUCUGGCAUGCUGUGUUUGUAGCUGACCAGUCCUGCUCAGUCUAGUCUCACUGAAAAGUCCAGAAUCCCUCCUACCAUGUAGCAGACUGGUAUUGGUUC